AUGAGAUUGAAACCAAUAAAUCAAAAAGUUAAAAAAAAAACAUUUAAGAGUGAUGAGAGGUGAUGAAACUUAUGUAACUGAUCAUCUUUAUGGGGAAGCCAACCACUUCCUCCAAAACUCCUCUGCUUUUCCAAUCAAAACUCCUCUGUUUUUCUCUCUUUUACCUCUGCAUUGCUCUCUUUCUUGCUCUCCAUAAAUCUUUUUCUCCAAAACAAUGUAUCGUCAAAUCCUUACACUUUCACCCUGUUCAAACCGCUCUCUUCUCUUACCCUCCCUCCUAUGGGGAGCACAAAUAUGCUCUCUCUACCCAACGCUCUUCUUGCUCUUCCCCUGUGUUUUUCUCAGAUUACAGAAGUGUGUUCAAUAACAUUCAGGAUUUAUGUGGGAACUCCUCAGCUUUUAGCCCGGUUUUGAAGUACGUGCAGGGGAAAGAUGACAGUUUCGGGGGAAAUUUCAGAACCCAGAAGAGGAUUUCUUAUUUUGAUCAUAUGAAUCACAGUCUGGAGGUUCCUUGUGGGUUCUUUAAGAAGUUCCCAAUCAGUAAUUCUGAUAGAAUUGCCAUGGAAACUUGUAAUGGACUUGUUGUAGUCUCUGCAAUUUUCAACAACCAUGACAAGAUCAGGCAACCAAGAGGACUUGAAUCCAAGACGUUGGAAACUUUAUGCUUCUUCAUGUUCAUAGAUGAUGUUACAUUUAAAGGACUUGAAGAUUGCCAACUAAUUUCAUCAGCAAAAUCUGACUCUGAAGAGUACAAAAUAGGGGCAUGGAGGAUUGUAAAAGUUUCAAGCAAGAAUUUGUAUGAGAAUCCUGCCAUGAAUGGAGUCAUACCUAAGCACUUAGUACAUAGACUAUUCCCAAACUCCAAAUUCAGCAUUUGGAUUGAUGCCAAGUUACAGUUAACUGUGGAUCCAUUGUUAUUGAUUCAUGCACUAGUGGUUUCGAAGAAUGUGGACAUGGCGAUUUCAAAGCAUCCAUUUUUUAUUCAUACUGUGGAAGAAGCAAUGGCCACUGCAAGGUGGAAGAAAUGGCGGGAUGUCGAUGCAUUGCAGAAGCAAAUGGAGACUUAUUGUGAGAAUGGAUUGCAGCCAUGGACUCCCAAAAAGCUCCCCUAUCCCUCAGAUGUACCAGAUAGUGCUCUGAUUUUAAGGAAACAUGGGCUGAUCAGCAAUCUGUUUUCUUGCCUUCUGUUCAACGAGCUGGAGGCAUUUAAUCCAAGAGACCAACUGGCUUUCGCUUUUGUGAGAGACAAAAUGAGCCCCAAGCUCAGAUUGUACAUGUUUGAGGAGGAAGUGUUUGAGAAAAUCUGUGUGGAAUACAGGCAUAAUAUUAAAGGCGUUGGAAAGAUGAGUAAAUUCGAAGGCAAAAGAGCGAAGGAAGAUUUGUUUAUUAAGAACAGUAGCCAUUGCCAGAAGUAUCUUUUGAAAAUGUGGGGGAGGGGGGAAUCCCGUAAUUGAUUUUUGUCUGUGAUUAUAAAAUCCCCAUUGUAAAAGCUAACAUAUUGACCAACAUUCACAGAGGAAAGCUGACAAACGAUGACAGAUUGUCAGGAUUAAUUCAAGUUUUUCACGGCUUUUCUUUCAAA
Molecule: messenger RNA, 1582 nt
Organism: Mangifera indica (mango)
Lineage: Eukaryota; Viridiplantae; Streptophyta; Magnoliopsida; Sapindales; Anacardiaceae
Product: probable hexosyltransferase MUCI70
Exons: 4
Coding region: 90-1454 (454 amino acids)
Source: RefSeq, a predicted model, not a curated record